Messenger RNA from Penicillium canariense, 828 nucleotides. Its product is annotated as A4/G1 family peptidase. Bases 1 to 828 code for a protein of 275 amino acids. Gene Ontology annotation, biological process: proteolysis. The transcript has a single exon. The record is from RefSeq and is a predicted model, not a curated record. Lineage: Eukaryota; Fungi; Ascomycota; Eurotiomycetes; Eurotiales; Aspergillaceae. Gene Ontology annotation, molecular function: glutamic-type endopeptidase activity.
AUGAAGUUCACUACCGCUAUUACUUCCGCCGUGUUAGCGACUGGGGCCCUUGCAGCGCCCCGUCCGGGACUGGUCAACCGUCUUGAAGCUCGUGGAGUGCUGAAUCGCCAGUCUCAGCCAGCUCACAAAUUUGAUAACUCCGGCGACAAGAAUGGCAUUCUUCUUAAGGAGGGAUCCAGCUCCACCAAUGUGGAGUAUAGCAAGAACUGGGCGGGCGUAGUUCGUGAACAGCCGCCUGCCAGCGGGACCUAUACUGAAGUCUCGGCCACCUUCAAUGUGCCCGAGCCCACGGCCACCGACAACUCGGGUACCACCCAAGCUGUUUCCGCGUGGGUGGGCAUUGACGGGGACACCUACACCCAGGCCAUCCUGCAGACCGGCAUUGAUGCCUAUAUCUCUGGAGGGCAGACCUUCUUUGAUGCGUGGUACGAGUGGUACCCCAACGCCGCCGACAAUUUUGAUAUCGAGUUGACCGCCGGCGAUGUGAUCGUGGCUACGGUGAAGUCUUCCUCCCCGAGCCAUGGCAUCGCCAUUAUCGAGAACCAAUCUACCGGAGACAGUGUCACCAAGUCUCUCUCUGCGCCUUCCACCUCGGCUACUCUUGGCGGGCAGAAUGCCGAGUGGAUUGUCGAGGACUUCAACUCUGGCGAUAAUAUGGUGCCGCUGGCCGCCUUUGACACAAUUACCUUCAGUGGUGCCCAGGCCAAGGGAGCAGAUGGUGAAUAUGGUGUCAACAAUGCCUCUAUUCUGGACAUGCAGCAGAAUGGAGUAUUGCUCGCCGAGGUGGAGAUCCAGAGUGACACCCAGUUUACCGUGACCUAUAAGUAA